Molecule: messenger RNA, 1554 nt
Organism: Varanus komodoensis (Komodo dragon)
Lineage: Eukaryota; Metazoa; Chordata; Lepidosauria; Squamata; Varanidae
Gene: ZDHHC19
Product: zinc finger DHHC-type palmitoyltransferase 19
Exons: 8
Coding region: 700-1554 (284 amino acids)
Biological process (GO): protein targeting to membrane; peptidyl-L-cysteine S-palmitoylation
Cellular component (GO): endoplasmic reticulum; Golgi apparatus
Molecular function (GO): protein-cysteine S-palmitoyltransferase activity
Source: RefSeq, a predicted model, not a curated record
UUCAGUUGUAAGUGCUGCAAAACAAGCACCAUCAGAGACGCCCUAAAAGCACUUCCAGAUGCACAUGUUCUCAUUGCCUGCUGAAAGGUGAACGGAGCCCACGGCUGGGGUCCCGUUAGGAUGCAUGGCAAGUUUCAGGUGGCUAGGUCUCAUGGUCUCGGGACCAGGGCCCUGAAGGAAGGCUGGAUGCACAGCCCCUCGCACCCCACCCGCCUUCCUCCUGCCAGGAACGCAAGGCAGCCCCUGUGAGCCUCCUCUUCCCCGUUCCUUCCUCACAGCGACCCUGUGAGGUAGGCUAGGCUGGGAGUCAGUGACAGGCCCGGUGAGCUUCGUGGCUGAGUGGGGACUGGAACCUGGUUCUGCGGAGUCCCAGCCCAACAUGCUCCGACCACUAGGAAACACACCGGCUCAUUGUGUUAACCGCCAGCUGAUCUGCUGCUGCGCUGAGGGAAAGCAGAGCAGACAGGGGGCCUUCCGGGGACGGUGCAGGGCUGGUUCCCGCGUGGGAGGCCCUUGACAAGGAGGGCCGUGCGGGUUCGCCUCCCGGCGCAUGAGGGUCCAUGCCUGCCGCCACCGUGGCAACAGAAGCCCCCUCCCACCCGGCCCCUCUGCCAUGUCACAACGUCUCUUAGCAACUGGCUGAAUGUGAUUCCGUCCAGGCCAGGCCCAACGGUUUGGUCCCAAUCCAUCCCUUGAGCCAUGGCCUCCGGCCGAGAGGGAUGCCCCUCCAUCACCUCCGGUCUCUUCGCCUCGUUCAAUUUCAGCAGCCUCGUGGGCCUCAGCUGCCUCUUCUUCACCUUCCCCUGCAGCUGGCUCGCCCUCCACGUCUCCUGGGCAUUCCCCAUUAUCUGCAGCCACCUCUUCAUCCCCACCAUCAUCUUCUUCCUCCUCACGAGCUUCACGGACACAGGAAUCCUCCACAAAGGCAUCAAAGAGGAGCUGGUGAAGCAGGCCGUUACCAUGAACGACCUCGACCAGCAUUGGUGCAACCAGUGCCAGCUGUACUGCCUGCCCCAUACCUUUCACUGCUCCUGGUGCGACACCUGUGUGGAGGAGUUUGACCACCACUGCGUGUGGGUCAACAACUGCAUCGGCAGCCACAACCUGCGCUUCUUCCUGCUCUUCGUGACCUUCCUGAGCGGCUACGACCUGGCCGUGCUUGCCUCCUGCCUGGUCUACCUGGCGCUCAACACCCCGCAGGCCUUCAGCGUGGAGAAGAUUUGCACCGUGCUGGUGACCAUCCCCGCCUCCUUCUACCUGCUGCCGGCGCUCAUCCUGCUCUCCCACCAGAUCAGCAACGCCUGGGCGGCCCACCGCAAGUGCAAGCACCAGGCUUCCUACUCCAGCCCACCUUCCUCCCGGGACCGGCACCCCUGGGCUUUCUGCAAGCAGCAGGGAGCAAAGUACCAAGUCGGGUCAGCCGUGCCGAUUGAAGGAGCCACGGCUUGGGAGCGCGCAACGCCCUCCGCGGGCCUCCGCGUCCUCUGGCGCGCCAGCCCCAGCCCGGCGGUCCCGGCCUGGGCUUGCCGGCAGGGCCAGCCGCGGAGGAGGUGA